AGAUAAAAUAACUCGUAGCUUCCAAAAGGUGAAAGAUCAUAAAAAAAAACGUCAACCUUAGUUUUCUUGAACCAAAUCGAUCAUGUCUCAUAUAGCUGUUGAGAGAAACAGAAGAAGACAGAUGAAUGAACAUCUCAAAGUUUUAAGGUCCUUGACCCCUUGUUUCUAUAUUAAAAGGGGAGACCAAGCAUCAAUAAUAGGGGGAGUUAUAGAAUUCAUCAAUGAAUUGCACCAAGUUCUUCAAUCUUUGGAAUCUCAAAAGAGAAGGAAGAGUUUAAGCCCUAGCCCUAAUCCAAGUCCAAAAACACUGCAACCAACUUUUCAUCAAUUUGAUAUCUCCUCUGGAGGAAUUGAGACUAACAAUACUUUCAAGGAGCUAGGAGCAAGCUGCAAUUCUUCAGUUGCAGAUGUAGAAGUGAAAAUCUCAGGUCCUAAUGUGAUUUUGAGAGUGAUAUCUCAAAGAAUUCCAGGUCAAGUUUCAAGGAUUAUAACCGUUUUAGAAAGUUUUUCUUUUGAAGUUCUUCAUCUUAAUAUCAGUAGCAUGGAAGAGACUGUUCUAUACCAAUUUGUUGUCAAGAUAGAACUGGGAUGUCAGCUAAGUUUGGAGGAACUAGCUAUGAAAGUUCAACAAAGCUUUUGUUCAGAGGCUAUGAAGUUGAUUGCUGUGUGACCAUAUUUCAUUUCAAAGAGAGACAUGUUCGAUUUCGAAUCGUGCAUGUGAUAAUAAAAUAAAAGCAUGCGAGAGACAUGCAACAAAACUUACUAUAAACAAAUUAGGUUAUAAUUAUGUCAUAGUGUAUGUCAUAAACUUUAUGACAAUGGAAAAUUAGUAUCAUUGUUACCAAUGUAUUGUUCCUGCAUUAUGUUUGCUUAUGAAAUGGUUCCGCAUACUCA
Messenger RNA from Lathyrus oleraceus (garden pea), 894 nucleotides. Its product is annotated as transcription factor MUTE. Gene Ontology annotation, molecular function: DNA-binding transcription factor activity; protein dimerization activity. The transcript has 3 exons. Lineage: Eukaryota; Viridiplantae; Streptophyta; Magnoliopsida; Fabales; Fabaceae. Gene Ontology annotation, biological process: guard cell differentiation; positive regulation of DNA-templated transcription; stomatal complex development. Gene Ontology annotation, cellular component: nucleus. The coding region runs from base 83 to 670 and encodes 195 amino acids. The record is from RefSeq and is a predicted model, not a curated record.